AUGCCAAAACAAAAUCAAGCUCAGAGGCGGAAAGCUUCAGCACAGAAGCAACGUGAUCAAGCCAAAAAGAAACAAGCACAGCAGAAAGAGCGAACUCAACAGCAACAAGAUGAUAAACCUGAACUUGCCGAAAGGCAAACUCAGUCACAAGUAUUUCCAGAAUUCGAAAUAUCAGACAAGUUUUUUGAGUUACGAUCAGCAUUAGAAAUUUUACAGGUGUCUAAUCUUAUUACAGAUGAGGAAGCUAAAGAGAUGCAAAAGAUGUAUGCUUUCAAAGACGAGCCAACUGAGCAUGAGUUGUUGGCGUCUGUGUUUGAAAGAAUCGAAGCGUACGUAGGUGAUGCUGGAAAAACUUCGAAAGAGCGCAGGCAGGUAAGGAAUGCGAAGAGAGCAAUUCAGUAUCAUACAGAGAUGCAAAGUAUAUUGCGAGGUCAAAAACAAGUCAAAAAAGCUCAAGCGUCUCUAAGGCCAUCACGUCCAGCGCAACCAGCAGAAGCCGGAAGUUCUGGAAAGGAAUCGCAACCACCUCAGCAAGCGCAGAUCCCUCAACCAGAACCACCUGAAGUUCGCCGAGAGCGCUUAAUACAAGAACACCGGGAUCACGAAAUAGGAAUCUCCGGUCAACUGAAGUUUCUGGCGGAUGAAUUGCUAUCCCUUGGCGUACUUUCACGACGCGAAGCCUUACAACUUCGACCACCGUCGACCCUCGCAGGUUGGACGGAUCUACUACAUGACCUCGAAGGGAAACUUGGACGUCAGGUAUCCGGACGUGGACAAGCGACCGAGCGAAGAAGAGCAAAUGCGCAGCACAUGCUCCACGCCUUGAAGGGUGUGGCUUUCGGCCAACUGGCCCCGCCUCAAGGGAGCCAAGGGCCUCGACAGAGCCAGGGGCCUCGACAGAGCCGGGAGCCUCGUCAGAGUCCUAGUCCUAUAUUAAUACAAGAAGGAGCAGCUUUUACUCGUUCUAGUUAG
Molecule: messenger RNA, 972 nt
Organism: Endocarpon pusillum Z07020
Lineage: Eukaryota; Fungi; Ascomycota; Eurotiomycetes; Verrucariales; Verrucariaceae
Exons: 1
Coding region: 1-972 (323 amino acids)
Source: RefSeq, a predicted model, not a curated record